Orbicella faveolata is the source of this 2685-nucleotide messenger RNA. RefSeq names its product putative tyrosinase-like protein tyr-1. Gene Ontology annotation, molecular function: oxidoreductase activity. NCBI's taxonomy places the organism in Eukaryota, Metazoa, Cnidaria, Anthozoa, Scleractinia, Merulinidae. The record is from RefSeq and is a predicted model, not a curated record.
UUCUUUAAUAUUGACCACCAAGUAUAUUGUGGCUGUUCUGCUGUAUCUUGUUUCCUCCGUCAGCGGUUUCCUCUCAAGGUAACCAGGAUACUUCAUGUAGCCGUGAAAUGGAGGGCCAGCCAGUGGACGGACCGUGCGGUCAGCGGUGUAUCUGUUUGAAUGAGAGAAUGCAGUAUUGCUGCAGACAAAGAAAGAACUUUCCAUCAAUGACACGGAGUGAAAGACUUCGUUAUGUAAACACGGUGAUCAAAGCGUCUACUGAUGUUCGUUAUAGACAUGAAUACAACCAAAUCAUCGCUUCACACAAGAGGCUUUUUGAUACUGGCAUUCAUGAUAAACAGCAGUUUUUACCUUGGCACCGUUGGUUUCUUCUCCUUUUUGAAAACUUACUGCGAACUGUAGACUGUCGUGUGACCCUGCCUUAUUGGGAUUGGAGUUUAUUCCCCGGGGCCGCCUGGCAGAGGGGCACUGAUGACAUUUGGUCGAACAAACCAUGGGGACUGGGUGGGAACGGGAAUAGACAAAGGAGAGGAUGUGUGCAAGAUGGACGUUUCGGGCAACGAAGAUGGAAAUUAACUCCAUCGGCUAGACGAGGCUGUCUUCAGAGAGCGUUCUCUGGUAAGUGCAGUGAUUCUAAACCACCCGAUAUAAUCGCUCUUUAUUUGACGAAAGCGCAUUCUCCACGCGAGUUCACGGAGUUUGAGCUGGACGUCCGCGCGAAUCUACACGACACUGUCCACUGUCGUGUAGGAGGCACGAUGUGUGCCCACAACUCCGCUAACGCGCCGGAGUUCUUCCUCCAUCACGCGUUCAUUGACAAGAUAUGGGCCGAUUGGCAGGAAAAGAGCACCUCUCAUAUGUUUGCCUAUUUCGACAAUCUUCGGGAUGAUCUCCGCAUGCAGGAAGCACAGUUUCACCCCAGGGAUUACGUAGACACUUUGUAUAUGCCACAUCCUGAUAUCGAUAGCUCUGAAGAUGAAGGUCGAGUCUGUGUGGUGUAUCAAGACCCAGUUCAUCCUUUGUAUAAUGAAAUCAUGAAGCGUCUCGAGAGCUUAACCACAAGGGAAAUUCGUCGGAUUCCUCGGCUUCCCUUCCGCCCGGCCACCGCGCGCCAGCUACGAAAUCUUGGAGUUCACCGUAAAGAACGACGCAAAGCAAAGAAGCUGCUAAAAAAGGAACUUCAGCCUGAGAAAAGACUUCAAUAUAAGCAGCUAAGAAAAAUUUAUGACAAAAUGCUAGGUUUUCGCUUAACAGAUCUCCCUUUCAGAUUUUCAGCAAAGGACAGCCCAUCCAGUAACAGUCUCAUGUACGAUCGAUGGCUGGCGAAAGCUGCAAAUACCACGGGAUUCCGUGCCAAAGAUGUCAAGUCUUCCCGUUUUCAAAACAUUUCGAAAUGCGAUGAGUGCACUAUUCAAUAUUUAGAAAGUUUUGACAAAGUUUUCAACAAAUCAAAAAGAUUUAUUACAAGUUAUUGGUGCGAAUGCGGCAUAAGACUCUAUCUCCUUUUCUUUUCUUUAACCUUUCUAGUUGUUUUCCUAAUUUUCACGUUGUUUAAUUCUUUUACAGCUAAACCACCCGAUAUAAUCGCUCUUUAUUUGACGAAAGCGCAUUCUCCACGCGAGUUCACGGAGUUUGAGCUGGACGUCCGCGCGAAUCUACACGACACUGUCCACUGUCGUGUAGGAGGCACGAUGUGUGCCCACAACUCCGCUAACGCGCCGGAGUUCUUCCUCCAUCACGCGUUCAUUGACAAGAUAUGGGCCGAUUGGCAGGAAAAGAGCACCUCUCAUAUGUUUGCCUAUUUCGACAAUCUUCGGGAUGAUCUCCGCAUGCAGGAAGCACAGUUUCACCCCAGGGAUUACGUAGACACUUUGUAUAUGCCACAUCCUGAUAUCGAUAGCUCUGAAGAUGAAGGUCGAGUCUGUGUGGUGUAUCAAGACCCAGUUCAUCCUUUGUAUAAUGAAAUCAUGAAGCGUCUCGAGAGCUUAACCACAAGGGAAAUUCGUCGGAUUCCUCGGCUUCCCUUCCGCCCGGCCACCGCGCGCCAGCUACGAAAUCUUGGAGUUCACCGUAAAGAACGACGCAAAGCAAAGAAGCUGCUAAAAAAGGAACUUCAGCCUGAGAAAAGACUUCAAUAUAAGCAGCUAAGAAAAAUUUAUGACAAAAUGCUAGGUUUUCGCUUAACAGAUCUCCCUUUCAGAUUUUCAGCAAAGGACAGCCCAUCCAGUAACAGUCUCAUGUACGAUCGAUGGCUGGCGAAAGCUGCAAAUACCACGGGAUUCCGUGCCAAAGAUGUCAAGUCUUCCCGUUUUCAAAACAUUUCGAGUACAUUCGUUUAAUGCAAAAUUUAUUUGUAAACGAAAUUCGUAGCUCCUUUAAAACUAAAGAUGAGUCUUAAAUUUCGUUUUUGUUCUAGAAUGCGAUGAGUGCACUAUUCAAUAUUUAGAAAGUUUUGACAAAGUUUUCAACAAAUCAAAAAGAUUUAUUACAAGGUUUAUUAAAAAAUUGUCAAAUAUAAUUUCAAGAUGUUUGAAUGAAAGGAUUAAAAAAGAUAUUACCCAGACUAAUGCGUCUCUUUUAUUAACACAGCUUACCAGGCAGGGGUCGGUGAGCGAGAUGAGGGCUUCAGAAAUACCGCUGUGCAAGUAAUUUGUUGGCUUGAGACUUUUUCAAGAACAAAAAUAA